Salvia splendens (bonfire salvia) is the source of this 2140-nucleotide messenger RNA. Its product is annotated as dnaJ homolog subfamily B member 1. Gene Ontology annotation, molecular function: protein-folding chaperone binding. The coding region runs from base 683 to 1732 and encodes 349 amino acids. The transcript has 2 exons. Gene Ontology annotation, cellular component: cytosol. NCBI's taxonomy places the organism in Eukaryota, Viridiplantae, Streptophyta, Magnoliopsida, Lamiales, Lamiaceae. The record is from RefSeq and is a predicted model, not a curated record.
GUUUUUUCCUCACACAUCGGCACAAUUAAUGAAUUUGGACCGGUCAUUAUGAUGCAUUAUUUUUUACUAUAUUUAAAUUAAGAAAAUCUUGAUACAGAUCUUUUUCCUUUAAUCAAACAUUGAGAUCUAUUUUAAUACUUUAUACGCUAUUCAAUUUAUUCCAUCACUUUCAAACUAUUACUAAUAAGUUUAAAUCAGCAUUAGCAUAUUUUUUUGGCCCAAUGUUAUCAGAUUUGUUCUAUUUUGGCAUCAAACUUUUGAAGGGUCGUAUCAUAUUUUCAAUAUUUAUAUACUUAGAUAAUUCCAUUUUAAUGCAUCAAAAACAAAGUUAGUCAAGAAUUAAUGGGCCAAAUUAUAAAUAUUGCAAAACUCAAUCGACAUCCGAAAUGACAAAUAUACCCUUGUCGGAGAUAUGGUCCCGACCCAACUAAAUCCGACGCCUACCCCACCUCCCCAAAUCUCACGUUGUCCUCUUCUUUUCCGCUUUCCAUUAAAAAAAAAACUCAAAAUUCGCAACAAAAUUCAACCCCCCCACCGCCAAUUCUCGCUCCGCCGCCAAUCGCCGCCGGAGUUAUCACGCCUUUACUUAAUCCUUCCUCCAUCCAAUUGCCUCGGGCACACAUCCCCAAUCGCACAGUGCGAGUAACAGAAUAAGGCGUAGCGCCAAAAUUGGAGUCCUACAAUGGGGGUGGAUUACUACAACAUCCUCAAAGUCAACCGCCACGCCAGUGUCGAAGAUUUGAAGCGAGCCUACCGCCGCUUGGCGAUGAUUUGGCAUCCCGAUAAGAAUGCGAACAAGCAGGAAGCCGAGGCCAAAUUCAAGCAGAUUUCCGAAGCCUACGAUGUCCUCAGCGACCCGCAGAAGCGCCAGAUCUACGACCUAUACGGCGAGGAGGGGCUCAAAUCUGGCCAAUGCCCGCCUCCGCCGCGCAGUACGCGGGCCAAUAAUAACCAGGGGUUUCAGUACAAUAACCAUCAGCAGCACCCCAACCCUAAUUUCAGAUUUAAUCCCAGGAAUGCGGAUGAUAUUUAUGCCGAGUUUUUUGGGGAGAGCAGUAAUGGGAAUGCCGGCGCUGGUGGAAGUAGUAGUAGUAGUAGUGGUGCCGGUAGGAGAGAUGCGUUUUUUAGGAGCACGACGAUGAAUGGUGGGGCUAGGGAGACUUCGGGGGGUGGAGGAUUGAGGAAGGCGUCGCCUGUGGAGAAUGCGCUGAUGUGUAGCUUGGAUGAAUUGUAUACUGGCUCCACGAGGAAGAUGAAGAUUUCAAGAAAUGUUCUUGAUUCUCAUGGUAGGACUCGUAUGUUGGAUGAAAUCCUGACUAUUGACAUAAAACCUGGUUGGAAGAAGGGCACGAAGAUUACUUUCCCAGAGAAGGGCAAUGAAGAACCUGGUGUGAUUCCUGCAGAUCUCAUUUUCGUAGUAGAUGAAAAACCUCACUCGGUUUAUACAAGGGAAGGGAAUGACUUGGUGGUGAAGCAGGAGAUAACUCUCCUUGAGUCCCUCACUGGGAAAACUUUUGAGCUUACCACACUGGAUGGCCAUACCCUAACAGUUCCUUUAACAGAGAUUGUGAAACCUGGACAUGAGAUUUCUGUCCCUAAUGAAGGGAUGCCCGUCUCGAAGGAUCCUAGGAAAAGAGGAUGUCUGAGGAUUCAAAUUGACGUGAGAUACCCCAAAAGGUUGACCGAAGCCCAAAAAUAUGAACUGAGGAGGGUUUUGGGAGGAAACUUGUGAUAUCAUCUCCUGAAUCAUACGAGCCACACUAUUAGUACAGGCAAAUGGUGCAGCGUCCAGGUGUAAAUACCGAAUAAAGGUUGCUGCUAUUGAAGUAUGUGAAUAUUAGAAAGAUGCUGAAAAAUUUCUUCUCAACAGCUCCUCCAUUCCAUGCCUCUUGUUGAAGUAAGCAGAUACCAGUAUGAGUGUUGGUGGGAUAAGAAGAUGUUCUUCGCCAUAUAUGUCGGUAUGAUAAUUUGUUUCUUGCUUAUUUUUUUCCUCCUUGGAGGUUAAUGGUUUUCUUUCUACUUGUGGACUAGAUUUAAUUGUGCUUAUUAGCAGAGAUGAUUGAGAUUUUUUGUUGCUGAACAGAUUUAAGUUUCUUAUAUAGGGUAUCAUCCAGCUAAUAAAAAUUUGAUCCAUCUCUCA